UAAUAUGACUUGUUUUAAAAUGUUUACCCAAAAUUUUACCCAAAUUUUUAGUCCUUAUUUAAUUAUAAUUUAGAUCACGAAUUGAGAUCUUGGUCUAGAACCUAUUUUCUAUUUUAUGAAUGAUUUUUUUUACUCACGGCCGUACGGAAACCUUGCAAAGACCUUCUUUUCUUUACUCUACCCGCUUUUGAGUCUUGACUUGAGUGAGUCACUUGACUCCGAGUCUCUUGACCGUACCUUCUUGCUACUUCUAUUCUUAACUUAUUUAUUUAUAAAUUAGAAUUCUAGAAUCUAGAUAGAAUGAUAGAUAAUACAUAGAUCUACUAGAUAUAAGCCUAAUAAGCUCAGCUGUGACUGAAGUUAGUAAAAUACUAAAAUUAGUAAAAUACUAAAGGCCGAUUCUAGUCGGAAUAAGAUACGCAUGCGAUACGCAUGCGUAAUGGAGAGAAACUACGACUUAGCGGCGAUGUUUUCGAUGGUACUGCGCAUGCGUGUGUUUACAACCGCAGAACCCUAAUACCAACCCUAAUCCUAUCCUUAACCCUAUCCCUAAUCCUGUCCCUAACCCUAGCCCUAAUCCUAUCCCUAACCCUAUCCCUAAUCCUACCCCUAACCCUCAUUCUAACCCUAGCCAUAGGUCACUGUGCAUGCGCAGAACUAUCUUUUGCCGAAAAAUCUUAUUCCGAGUAGACACUUCGAAUACUAAAAUAGUGUGUAAGUGGUGGCGUAGUAUACUAUAAAGUAUUAAUACUUAUAGACCAGGGGUCUCCAAACUUUUCAGUCCGAGGGCAGCAUUAACUAUCAAAUUUCAGUUCGGGGGCCAGUUUCUUCCAGGCAUGUCUUUGAUUUUUCUGGGCAAAGUUCCUCAGCCAUUCUGAGCCAUCACCAACAAACGAUUUUUCCUUGGACAAAAAGAUCUCAGCAGGCCGGAUGAGAGGACUUUGCGGGCCAUAGUUUGGAUACCCCUGCUAUAGACUAUAACAGGAUUUUGGACACCUUCAGUGUAGUAAACAACCAUGCAUUCCUACUCAAGUAAAGCCAAAAAAUUUAUUUUGAUUCUGUCACUGUCAUCUUUCAUCUCAUCCUUGUUCAUGGCUGGUACAGCUGUAGUACUGCUUGUCACAGAUGGCCCACUGAGUGUCAUCACUAACCCUGUAGCUGGUAUCAAAAUCUCCAUGGCAGCUGCAUUUGCUCACUGUUUAUUAACUGCACUGCUGUUUGUUUUUUAUGGACCAGAAAGUUUUGAAGAGAAGUUUCACUUCCAGAUUACAAAUAUAAUAAAAUGUUGUGGCAUUCUCCUUUUCGCAUGUAUAGUAUUUCAUGCAAUUGCAGUGUGUUUUGGAGCCCCAGUUUUAACAUCAGUUGCUGAAACCUUUCAUUUUUCAAUGCUUAUGACUGUACUAGUGUGCCUUCCUGGCUGUUUGUUCUUUGGACCAAAGAUUUCUAAUUGGCUUGAUGUUUUUGCAUUUGACGCUGCUGUUGGUAUAGAAACUAUUGUCUACAUGACAACAAUUGGUUCUUUGCUAGGAUCUUGGCUGGGUGCUAUUCCAAUACCCCUGGACUGGGAUAGACCAUGGCAGGAAUGGCCUGUGACUUGUGUGGUUGGAGCGCUAGGUGGUUACUCUGGUGGGCUUCUCUUUGCUGCCAUUCAACUUCCCAGAAAACUCAGGUCAUCGAGCAAAUCAAAGUUCUUUUAAUGCCAAAUAAUUUAUUCACUCCACAAUUUGUUGCAUAUUACCAUUACCAUUAUUUAUAUAUGAAAUGUUAUGAUUGUAUUGUUAAACAUGGAUAGAAUUGUAAUGACUGUUUUAAAAUGUACUUCUUUAGAGUCUGUUAUUUUGUUUUACAUUGGGUUGUGUCAUUUCAGAAAGUAAAUACUGUCUUUAUAAAGUUUAUUACUUCAUUUAUCCUAGGAUUAUAAAGAUAGUGGCCAGUGAUUUUUAAAGGGAAAAGGGAACCUUUUUUGUUUUUCAUUUUAUAAGAUGCAAUUUGUUUGAAGCAUUUAGUACUGUUUUGUUGAGAUCAGGCAGUGAAAUUAGUCCUAUAAAAAAAUAUAUUCACUGAUUCAAAGUAAUGUUUUAGCAAUAUGCUUAAUACACCCAUCUUUAUGAAAUUUUAUCUAUGUACCACCUGUAUAAAGUAUGUUUUUUUUAAAUUCAUGCUUUAGAGUUUUAACAUGUUGAACUCACAUUCUUAACUUCAUUUGCAAGGGUUUUUUAAUAAUUUUUAUUAGCGUUUUAAAUACUAUAUGUAACCACAUUCCAAGGUUUUUGUGAUAAGAAUCUUAAACAUAGCACAUCACAUUAAGGAAAUAAGAGAUAUGUGUAGUAUUCAGUAUGAAACCAAAGAAUAUUUUAUAAAAAUUUACAUGCACGAAACAAAAUGUAGGAUGAUUAAUUUACGGUCACAAAAAAAUAAAAUGUGAUAAAACAUUAAGUUAUUAGUUCAGUUACCAGUAAUAUGAGUAAUUAAAUAAAGGUUCCAUGAUAGGGAUAUCAUCAGUAGCUCAUCUGUCUGCAUCUAAAAGUAUUAUCUUACAAAAACAGUCAACUCAAAUAUUUCUUUUAAAAUAUCAUUUUUAAAGGAUCUUUAUCCUGAAGGAUUUUUUUUAAAAAUUUAAUGGCAUUGGUUUGUUACUGGUUACCAUUAAAAUUUCAUUUGGUCAUAUGAAUUUCUACUUAACAUUCUUUUACUCCUGAAAAUACAUAAACA
Molecule: messenger RNA, 2712 nt
Organism: Physella acuta
Lineage: Eukaryota; Metazoa; Mollusca; Gastropoda; Physidae
Product: phosphatidylinositol-glycan biosynthesis class F protein
Biological process (GO): GPI anchor biosynthetic process
Cellular component (GO): endoplasmic reticulum membrane
Source: RefSeq, a predicted model, not a curated record